Molecule: messenger RNA, 2493 nt
Organism: Talpa occidentalis (Iberian mole)
Lineage: Eukaryota; Metazoa; Chordata; Mammalia; Eulipotyphla; Talpidae
Gene: RNF114
Product: ring finger protein 114
Exons: 6
Coding region: 6-692 (228 amino acids)
Biological process (GO): ubiquitin-dependent protein catabolic process; protein polyubiquitination
Molecular function (GO): ubiquitin protein ligase activity
Source: RefSeq, a predicted model, not a curated record
GCAAGAUGGCGGCGCAACAGCAGGACCGCGAGAGCGCUGUGCAGCCGGCGGGGCCCGCGGCGGAGGCCGACCCGCUGGGCCGCUUCACUUGCCCCGUGUGCUUAGAGGUGUAUGAGAAGCCGGUGCAGGUGCCCUGCGGACACGUCUUUUGCUCUGCAUGCCUGCAGGAAUGUCUGAAGCCGAAGAAGCCUGUCUGUGGGGUGUGUCGCAGCGCUCUGGCACCUGGCGUCCGAGCUGUGGAGCUCGAGCGGCAGAUUGAGAGCACAGAAACUUCUUGCCAUGGCUGCCGUAAAAAUUUCUUCCUCUCCAAGAUUCGGGCCCAUGUGGCUGCCUGUUCCAAAUAUCAGAAUUACAUCAUGGAGGGUGUGAAGGCCACCACCAAAGAUGCAUCCCUUCAGCCAAGAAAUGUCCCAAACCGUUACACCUUUCCUUGUCCAUACUGUCCUGAGAAGAACUUUGAUCAAGAAGGACUUGUGGAGCACUGCAAGUUGUCUCACAGUGCAGAUACCAAGUCUGUGGUUUGUCCGAUCUGUGCCUCAAUGCCCUGGGGAGACCCCAACUACCGCAGCGCCAACUUCCUAGAGCACAUCCAGCGCCGGCACCAGUUUUCUUACGACACUUUUGUGGAUUACGACGUCGAUGAGGAGGACAUGAUGAACCAGGUAUUGCAGCGCUCCAUCAUCGACCAGUGAGCAGAGUCUGCUGUCCGUCCCGUGCUCCAGAGCUUCCAUUACUUGUUAAGCGUGAAACCUGUGACUCCCACACCUUCAAUGUACACCAGACCUGGAAGUGAGCCGUGGUUAUUGGGACAAGGCCACUUCCCACAGGGAAACAGAUUCUAGGUCAGAGCCCUCCCUUCCUUUGGGCUCUUUCCCCUACCGUUAAUCUUGUCUGCCUCCUGGUCUAGUCUUAUCAUUGCUCCUCAGCUACUUCCAGAAGCUUCUGCCACCUCUUCUGGAAGAGAUGCCAGUUUCCCCACUUGUCCUUGUUUCAGACUUGUUCCUCCCAUCCAGUGUUCAUCUCUCAGGUCCUCUGAGCCAGCCAGGACCUUUUCUGGGUCAUGAAUAGCACAAAUGAGACAAGCGUCUCUUCUGUCCCUGAGUUGUAGAGAUCCAGCGAUAGCGCAUCUGCUCAGUGAUUAAGUGAAAGUUCCUGUUAGGGAGCCCUGACAGCAGCUGCCAGAAGCUGGAGUUGCCAUCCUGACACAUUUCAAGUCCUAAUGGGUGAGUGUCCUGGGUUUAACAAGGUCGAAGGCUGAAAGUUUUAGUUGGUAUUUUGCUACUACUCCUGCUCACCCUUAGAGUUAACUGGUUCAGUCUUAAUGCCUGCAUGGUGCCUUUUUAGGAUAAGGUGUAACCAUAUAUUUUUAGUAAAAAAUAAUGUUUUCUAGGUUAGGAAAGUGAAAUUCCAUUUAUCCGUCAGUGGGGAGGAGAGUCAGCUAAGGGGAUGGGGGAUGGGGGGCAUAGCCUUUUGGUUUUGGCUCUCAAAUUCAUAAAGUCACGUUUCCUUCUCUGUGUGAGAGCCUGCUUACGUUCUUGCCCUUGAAGCACGGAAAGGAGCCCUCAGAGGAGUGAGAAGGGAGACCUGGGGCUCCAGUGGAUACUAGUUCUUUUGUCUUUUACUUGGUGACUUAGCUUAAACUGAGCAUUGUUUUUCUAUCACAAAUGGUUUCCUUAUGAAACUGGCUUCUGCAGAAUAGGUGUGUGAGAACCAGCCUUCCAAAGCCGAGAGGCUGUGGGAAGCCCGGCGCCGCAGCCUGCUUUCUCUGACAGGACACACUGUUCAAAAGGCCCAGCGUGGCCCUGGUGGCCGUUGUUAAUGGAAACUGUCUCUUAGAAACUUAUUUUGGUAUCAGCUCAAAAAGCUUGAUGUUCACUGUUUCUUCACAAAUAUUAAUGCAUUGCUGGGCGCUACCAGACUAUCUGUGGAAGCAGAACAUCUGAGCAGCUGGAAGGCAUCUGGGUUUCGGUUGUUUGUUCGUGUCAGGUAUCUAGUCUGAAUAUGGAAAUUGAGCAGCUGGUCAGUGACUGAGGUUGGAAGUGACAGAGGAUUUUGGGCCUGUGCGCUGCUGCUGGGGCCUCUUCACACCUGCCAGUGAGAGCUGCAGAGGCCUGGUGACCAGCAAAGUUGAGGCCCUUCGGGGGCAAUGUAAUUUUUUCUAAUGUGCUUUUGCUUGGGAGGGCCCAAAAGGUUAAGGUCAGCUUCUUCACUGUAACUUCUAGAAAAAGUUCACUCAGACCUCCCUCAUCUCAGUCCAAGUUGAGAGGGAAAUUUGACAAAACCUGCAUUGGAGGGAACUGAUGAGAACAUGCCAGGCUCAUGGGUGGUACCAAGAACUGAUUUCCUUGUAUUAAGUGCACUUCAUGUAUUUCUAAUAAGAUGACUUUCCAGAAAGUGAAAUUUGUUAUGUUCUGGCUUUUAAAGGUGAAAUAUAAAUAAAUUUCAUAAUUUAUCCAACCGGUAAGCUGCAGUGCUUGUUUUCAUUACUCACCA